AUGGGCUCGGAUAACUCGUCCUGGACUCCUCAGUCCGUCCUAUCUACCCUCCCCCACCCGCCAGAGGAGAACUCGACAUCGCCCGUUCCCUUCUUCCACCUGGUCGAGCGCCUCAAGACUACCAAGCGCGAAGGCUGGCGCCGCUUUGGCAUCAAUGGCGAAUCUAUUUCCGACCACAUGUACCGCAUGUCGAUCAUGACGAUGUUGGCCCCGCCUUCCCUAUCCGCCAAACUCGACAUUCCACGCUGCACCAAGAUGGCCUUGAUCCACGAUAUGGCCGAGGCACUCGUCGGGGAUAUUACUCCGGUCGACUACCACAUAACCAAGGCUGAGAAGGCUCGUCGCGAGGCCUCUGUCAUGGAAUACAUCACUACAACUCUCCUCGGCAAGGUCCCCGGAGGCACUCUGUCAGGCGCGGACAUCAAGAGCGUGUUCGAGGAAUACGAGGAAGACCAGACCCUUGAGGCGCACUUUGUCCACGAUAUCGACAAAAUGGAGCUGCUUUUGCAGAUGGUUGAAUAUGAGCGCUCGAACGAGGUUGACCUUACCGAGUUCACUCAUGUUGCCUCUCGCAUUCGGUUGCCCGAAAUCCAAGCUUGGGCUGCUGAGGUUAUUAAGGAGAGGAAGAAGCAAGAAUAA
This is a messenger RNA of Penicillium antarcticum, 639 nucleotides long. RefSeq names its product HD domain-containing protein. Lineage: Eukaryota; Fungi; Ascomycota; Eurotiomycetes; Eurotiales; Aspergillaceae. The coding region runs from base 1 to 639 and encodes 212 amino acids. The record is from RefSeq and is a predicted model, not a curated record. The transcript is spliced from 2 exons. Gene Ontology annotation, cellular component: cytoplasm. Gene Ontology annotation, molecular function: 5'-deoxynucleotidase activity.